UACCAAAAACACAAAUGAUUUUGUUCAGGUGAAAGUUUAUGUAAAUGAGGACAGUACAAAAGACUCGAUGCUAAUUUUGCAAGCAGGAGGGGAUAAUUGUAGCCUGGACUUUAGGAACAUAAUCCCCAAUUCCAUAAGCAAGAGUGAAACAUUGAGCAUGUCUAGAUUCCUCAGCACAUCUACAGGCUUUGCUCUUGUGUGCAUCUUCCUUGCUUUAGCUGUGGUCAUAGGUGUUGCCUGGUUAUGUAUUAGGUUUCAUCCUUUGCUACUACGAAAAGCUGGCCCCAAAUACCACAAGUUAGAGGUGGGAUUACCAGUUUCAACUGGAGGAAAGAAAGAAACUAAUGAUGGUGAUGAUAACUGGGAUAACAGCUGGGGAAAUGCAUGGGAUGAAGAAGAAGCCCCAAUGACACCCUCAAAGACUAUUUCAAAUCCAUCACUGAAGGGCUUAGCCUCACGGAGAUUUAACAAAGAUGGUUGGAAAGACUAGCGAGCAGCCAUGAAAUCACUAAGAGCAAGAAGGGAAUUUUGUUCUUUUUUCUGAAUUCAUUAUCAUUAUAUAAAAUUGUUUAUAAUUGGGCUGUUUAAUUAUUUAUAAAACAGGCACAAGAUCAACCUCAAAGACAUCUUCAUUGAUUUUAUUUGUGAAGUCAAUCAAACUUAGUGCAGUGUGAUCUUAAUCAUAUGCAGAGUGUAAUGCUUGUCACUAAGAUUAUUCUUUUUUGUAGCUUUUCUUUAUGUUUACAA
This is a messenger RNA of Dendrobium catenatum, 747 nucleotides long. RefSeq lists its product as uncharacterized. Lineage: Eukaryota; Viridiplantae; Streptophyta; Magnoliopsida; Asparagales; Orchidaceae. The record is from RefSeq and is a predicted model, not a curated record. The transcript has a single exon. Bases 68 to 490 code for a protein of 140 amino acids.